This is a messenger RNA of Zingiber officinale, 807 nucleotides long. RefSeq names its product F-box/LRR-repeat protein At3g48880-like. NCBI's taxonomy places the organism in Eukaryota, Viridiplantae, Streptophyta, Magnoliopsida, Zingiberales, Zingiberaceae. The record is from RefSeq and is a predicted model, not a curated record. Gene Ontology annotation, molecular function: protein binding. The transcript is spliced from 2 exons. Bases 1 to 807 code for a protein of 268 amino acids.
AUGUUGAAGGCAACAGUGGAAGAGGAAGGGGAUCAGCGCUGGGACGAGAUGCAGGCCGAUUGCCUCAUCAAUAUCUUCCGUCGCCUCGCCCUCGGAGAUCUCACCGUCGUCGUCCCCUUCGUCUGUAAGUCCUGGUACCGCGCCUCCCUCGACCCUAGCUGCUGGCGCCGCCCCAACUUCCGCUCCCUCGAUUUCACGCCCUGGAGCCCUUUCUCCCGUGCCUUUGCGCUCCGCUACCGCCUCCACUCCCCCCUCUCCUUCUCCGCCUUCCUCCGUUUCGCCCUCCACCGCUCCCGCGGCGUCGUCGACCAACUCGCCUUCCCCCUUUCCUCUGCCGUCUCCAUCCACGACCUCGCCUAUGCCUCUGUUAAAUGCCCGAGAUUGAAGGUGCUGGCUUUGCCGGACAACCUGAUGCUGGAGGACGACCUUCGAAUCCCGGAGCUGGUGCGACGGUGGAAGGAUCUGGAGCAUCUGGAGAUGGAGACCAAUCCCUCCUCAUUCCUGGAGGCGGUCGCCGAGAUCGACCGUAACUUCUCGCGGUUCGUCGGGUUGAAGGUGCGCGGGCUAAUCGGGCGCGAGGACGCCAAGGCCCUGGCGCGGUGCCUGCCGGAGCUGAAGCACCUGGAGUUGAGCAAGUCCAUUGAUCGUAAAGGAUUGCCUCGGAUUCCAGGCGGACGACGAGAUUCUGAAGCUGGUGUCGCUCAUCGAGCGGUUCGAGGCUUCGAGCACGAGGGGUCAACGCUUCUCGAUGAUUACAGGUAUGAGACUGAUGAGUCGGAGCAACAAACCGGAUUCUUCCACCGGUGA